AUGGAACCGGAACCAACCACUACCGCCCUCCUUGAGGCUAUCAGCGCCCUUGCCAACCAAGUCGGGUCCUUGCAGGCCCAAAUUAAAUCACAAGGCAAGCAAAUCUCACAGCUCACCGCCUUAUGCAAGGAAACCAAUGACCUUGUUGGUGACAAAGACCAGGGCGGAGCCCAAACCAAGCCUGGCCCAUUGACUGGGCCUGUCACCCCUCCUACCCACUCAGGGGGGAAGCCCACACUCCAGGCAUGGGGAACAGGCUUUGACUCAGAGGACAAAGAACCAAGGCUCCCCAAAAAGGAGCCUCAAGGAAUGCCUAGAAGGCACCUGGGAUCUCUCACCCCCUUUGAUUCAGGGUCCAGUGUAAAAAGGCCCAAGAUGGACCUUCCCGACCCCUAUAAGGGUGACACCAGGGGACAAAAAGCCACCCAGUGGCUUGAUCAAAUGAUGCUAUGGGUAGCUCUCCAUUGUGAUCAAUUUGACAAGGAAGAGCAGAUGGUGGUGUGGAUUCUAUACCACAUGACAGACAAGGCCGCCGACUGGGCUCUCCCCAUCAUUGGAAAUAUCAUCAAGGGCAAGGGUAACCCUCCCACCACUAUCCAGGCCCUAACGGCCAAAUUCAAGGAGGCCUUUGCCAACCCCAACGCCAAACGGGCCGCCGCCAGAAAAAUUGCGGCUCUCUCCCAAUCUUCCACCACCUCCAAGUACGUCACAGAGUUCCGCAACCUCAUGGCGGAACUAGACUGGAACAAGGAGGCUUACAUUGCGCAGUUCACGCAAGGCCUCCACUGGAAGAACGAGGAGAACCGCCCGAAAAAGGCUCCUGCCAAGUCCCCGGCUACCAUAGCCACCUCCACAACCACCACAAGGGUCCGUCUAUCAGAAGACCCAAACUAUGUCACCCCGGAGGAACGGGACCGCCGCCGCGCGUCUGGCCUUUGUGUCAAGUGCGGCCAAAAGGGGCACGGCAUCAAACAAUGCCCCAAUGGCUGGAAAGCCACAAUUAAGGAGGUAGCCAAGCCCCCGACUCAAAAAACGGACAAUAUAGUAGAUAGCGUUGAAUUUGUAAAUCUUGGUCUAGACUCAAAUAAAAAACCGCUUCUUUUUAUUGAUCUAUAUAUCCAAAAUAUCCCGGCAGAACCCCUUAGAACCCUCAUCAACUCAGGAGCCACAUCAAACUUCAUCUCCCCCUCAAUUGUGGAAAAAUACAAAAUCCCAAAAACCCAACUCAAAAACCCACAAGUUGUGAGAAUGUUAGAUGGUACUAUAUCCCAGACUGGUUGCAUUUGGCACCAGGUUCACCUCACGGUAUUGGCCAACAGCCACCCCCACUCCAUUCCCUUUCUUGUCUGCCCCAUUGGCAACACCCCAGCAAUCCUUGGCAUGACUUGGUUAACAACAGAAGCCCCCCUUAUCAACUGGCAACAGGGACUGAUCACCUUCCCUGAACAAGCACAGAUUGCCUCUGAGGAAGAAGCAGACCUAGAUCCUUUGGCAGACCUUCCUCCUCAGUACCAUGAAUUUGCUAAAGUCUUUGGCAAGGAAGAAUUCAAGGUCCUCCCUCCACAUAGGGAGUAUGAUAUAUCCAUAGACCUUGUCCCAGAUGCCAAACUAUCCCCAGGACCCUUAUAUGGCAUGACUGAUGCUGAAUCCAAGGCGCUCAAGCAGCACAUUGACAAAGAAUUAGCAACGGGCAAGAUCCGCCCCAGCACUUCUUCCACUGGCGCCCCAGUCAUGUUUGUUAAGAAAGCAGACAGAUCUCUUAGGCUGGUUGUGGAUUACCGGAAACUCAAUGACGUAACCCACAAAAAUGUAUAUCCACUCCCAAGACAGGACAACCUCAUGGCAAAGCUGAGACAUGCUAAAAUAUUCACAAAGCUUGAUCUAUGCUGGGGUUAUAACAACGUCUGGAUUAAGGAAGGAGACAAAUGGAAGACGGCUUUUAGAACAAAGUACGGACUAUUUGAAUACCUGGUGAUGCCCUUCGGCCUUACCAAUGCCCCCGCCGCCUUCCAACACUUCAUGAACAACCUGUUUAGGGACCUCAUUGACGUCACUGUGGUUAUCUACUUGGACAACAUCCUGAUCUUCUCAGAAGACCCUAAGGACCACCCAACCCAUGUCAGGGAAGUCCUAUCACAGUUAAUGAGGAAUCAGUUGUUCUGUAAACUCUCCAAGUGCCACUUCCAUGUCACCACGGUGGAUUACUUGGGUAUUGUCAUUUCCCCGGCAGGCUUUUCCAUGGAUCAGAAGAAGAUUGAGGCGGUCACGUCAUGGCCAACCCCCAAAACAGUCAAGCAGGUCCAAGCCUUCCUAGGAUUUGUCAACUACCUCCGCCAAUUCAUCCCCAACUUCAGUUCAGUAGCACGUCCCCUUCACAACCUUACCAGAAAGGAAACCCCCUGGUCAUGGGGCAACCUAGAGGAAGCAGCAUUUCAGGAAUUGAAGAUUCUUGUCACCAAGUUGCCGGUUCUCAUCCAUUCCAACCCAGGGCUCCCCUAUUACCUUGAGACAGACGCCUCAGGGGUUGCCAUGGGAGCCAUCCUUAGUCAGCGGGGCCCAGAUAACCGACUACACCCAAUUGCGUAUAUGUCCAAAUUGUUCUCAGGGGCAGAAGGAAACUACAACACUCACAACAAGGAACUCCUGGCCAUCAUCAAGGCCUUGGAGGAAUGGCGUAUUUUCCUGGAAGCUACGGACAAACCGGUUCAGGUAUUUACAGACCACCGCAACCUUGAGUACUGGAUGCAGGCAAGGACAUUCAAUCGACGGCAUGCUAGAUGGCGUGUAUUCCUGAGCAAUUUCAAUUUUGAAAUACAUUAUUGCCCAGGGAAGCAAUCAGGGAAGCCGGAUGCCUUGUCCAGACAAUCGGACUAUGUUGACAACCCCCAAGAACCAGAAGUCAUGCUACCACCAGAGGUUUUUGCAAAUACAGCAGAAGAGGAAUUAGAAAUUGUCACGGAUAUUUGCGCCAAGCUCAAGGAAGAUCCAUCACUGGAACCAAUUAUAAAAUUCCUUACUGAGGAUGCAGACAACGCGCCCCCUUCAAUUAGGAAGGCCUAUAGGGACUAUGAUUGGGAAGAAGAUUUGCUAUGGUACCGUGGGAAACUGGUGGUUCCGGACUCAGAACCCCUGAAAGAACGACUCUUGAGGGAAUUCCACAACUCCCCACUGGUAGGACAUCCAGGCCAACAAAGGACGCUUGAACUUAUCAGCAGGAGCUAUUGGUGGCCCGGAAUGAAAUCCUCUGCUAAAGAAUGGGUCAAAUGCUGUCCAGUUUGUCAAGCCAACCGACGCGCGCACGCCCCAGCUAUCUCCCUGAAACCCUUAGAAGUUCCCCCUUAUCCUUUCCACACCAUAUCCUAUGACUUCAUCACAGGUUUCCCCAAAUCCCAGGGACACAACGCCAUACUGGUUGUAAUCGAUUCCUUUUCAAAAUUUGGCCAUUUCAUUCCCACCUCAAAAAAGGUCACAUUGAAGGGUCUAGCGGACUUAUUUGUCAACCACGUCUGGAAGUUACAUGGGCUACCCAUAAAAACCGUCUCUGAUAGAGGUACCACGUUCACCGGGAAGUUCCUCAGGGCACUAUACCAACAACUUGGAAUUAAGCCCGCCUUCUCAUUGGCCUAUCACCCGGAAUCAGAUGGUCAAACAGAAAGGGUCAACCAGUUCAUAGAGUUCUACCUCAGAUUGUAUGUGGCUGCAGAUCACUCAGAUUGGGCCACAUGGUUGCCGCUGGCUGAAUAUGCAUAUAACAACGCCAAGCAUUCUGCCACAGGGAAAACCCCUUUUGAACUAGUUUAUGGAAGAAACCCGGUAAUGAACCCAUCCAACGUCCCAGCAAACGUCCCAGAAGCAGACCUUGUAGCGGACACCCUUGCACAGGAAUGGAAGGAAGCAGAAUCCGCUUUAAGGAUGACAAAGGAAAGAAUGGCAGGAGUAAAAGGCACAACCCCAGAAUACACUAUUGGGGAAAAACGCCUAGGACCUUUUGAAGUCACCAAGAAGAUCUCAAGCCACGCAUACCGCCUAAAGCUCCCUGAAUCACUGAAGAUCCAUGAUGUCUUUUACGUAGGGCUACUUUCCAAAAGCCAUGAAUCACCAAACCAGCCAUUCCUGGAACGCCCCCCUCCUGAAACAAUAAGAGGAGAGGAAGAAUACAAGGUGGAACAGAUCAUAGAUUCCAAGAGGCAACAAGGAAAGUGGUUCUACCUAAUCAAAUGGAAAGGGUACGGGCCAGAAGACAACUCUUGGGAACCAGAGGACCUACUGGAACACAGUCAAGAGGAAAUCCGUUGCUUCAACAAGUCACAACUGAAAAAGGCUUGUGACUCCGCCAAGAGCCUUUAA
Messenger RNA from Rhizoctonia solani, 4347 nucleotides. Its product is annotated as Retrotransposable element Tf2 protein. The transcript has 5 exons. Gene Ontology annotation, molecular function: nucleic acid binding; zinc ion binding. NCBI's taxonomy places the organism in Eukaryota, Fungi, Basidiomycota, Agaricomycetes, Cantharellales, Ceratobasidiaceae. Gene Ontology annotation, biological process: DNA integration. The coding region runs from base 1 to 4347 and encodes 1448 amino acids. The record is from RefSeq and is a predicted model, not a curated record.